Messenger RNA from Baudoinia panamericana UAMH 10762, 2893 nucleotides. RefSeq lists its product as uncharacterized. NCBI's taxonomy places the organism in Eukaryota, Fungi, Ascomycota, Dothideomycetes, Mycosphaerellales, Teratosphaeriaceae. The transcript has a single exon. Gene Ontology annotation, molecular function: DNA binding; ATP binding; DNA helicase activity. The record is from RefSeq and is a predicted model, not a curated record. Gene Ontology annotation, biological process: nucleobase-containing compound metabolic process; establishment of sister chromatid cohesion. Bases 183 to 2678 code for a protein of 831 amino acids. Gene Ontology annotation, cellular component: nucleus.
CGGGUGAAUCCCGGCUCUGGCGCGCCACUAGCGCGAAGCGGCCCAUCUAUCGCGUCGCGCCCCUUUGCAGUACUAGGUAGUAUUGGCAAGGGCUUACGUGCUCGGAGAACGGUAUCUGCCAAUAAGACUGCACGGCGCGCAGAAGUGCGCCGUCAUUGCAUGAAGCUGGCUGUGUAGGCAAGAUGGCGCCGAAAGACUUCCAUCACCCUUUUCAGCCGUACGAUAUCCAGCAACAAUUCAUGGAGGCUAUGUAUGACUGCAUCGAAGACGGCAAAGUGGGCAUUUUCGAGUCGCCCACCGGUACCGGGAAGUCGCUCAGCUUGAUCUGUGCCUCUCUGACAUGGCUACGUGAGUAUAAGCGCAAGGCUUUCGAUGAAGCGCUUGCCACGAUCGCUAUUGAUGACGACGACCCGGAGUGGAUGGUUGAGCAUGCCAGAAACAGCCGACGGCGGGAAAUGCGGCAGAUGAGAAUCGACUUCGAGGAGCGCUUGGACUCUAUCAGAGAAAAGGAGCGCAAAGUCCGGCAGGAACACUCCGACGUUGGCCCUGCGAGGAAGAAACGCAAGGUUUCAGUCGCAGGCGGUGAUCCUCAUUCAGACGACGAGUACUUUGCUCUUGAUGAUUACAGUGAGGACCAAAACGAAGUACGACCGGCGGCUGCUGCAACUACCCAGUACUCUGCGGCCACGUCUGCGUUGAUGGGGAAACUUGGAAUGCUUUCACAGACAGAUAAGGGCCGUGACGACGCUGACGGGCUGGAUGAGCCUAAGAUCUACUUCUGCUCGCGCACUCACUCGCAGUUGUCGCAAUUUGUCCGGGAGUUGCGCCGCGUGCAGCUGCCGCCCAGCAUGCCUCCAGGGGCUGAGGCGAAGCUUGAUGAACAUGUCCAUGAAGCGGUCAAACAGGUACCGCUGGGUUCACGCAAGAAUCUUUGCAUCAAUCCUAAGGUUAUCAAGCUUGGCGAUCAGACUGCGAUCAACGAGCGGUGUGUGGAGCUACAACAGACAAAAACACCCGCAGAACACAGAUGUCCAUACCUACCCUCCAAAGACAACGAGGAUCUCGUGCUUGACUUCCGCGAUCAUGCGCUAGCCCGGAUCCGAGAUAUUGAGGACUUGGCUGAGGUAGGAGCUCGGUUGGGUAUCUGUCCGUACUACGCUUCACGCACCGCAAUAGGCGCCGCUGAGCUGGUGACACUACCCUAUCCGCUCUUGCUCCAGAAGUCUGCUCGGGACGCUCUAGGAAUCUCACUACGAGGUCAGGUCGUGGUCAUUGAUGAGGCGCACAAUCUUGCGAGUGCUGUUGAGGGUAUCUACUCUGCGAAAAUAUCUGACAUGCUUGUCGAACGGUCGAAGUCGUCAAUGUUGAUCUAUCUGCAGAGGUUCCGUAACCGCUUGAAAGGCGCGAACAGAGUCUACGUUACCCAAGUCGUCAGAGUGCUUGACUCACUACUAUCUUUCUUCGCUAGCCUUCUGAACGCUCCACGUACAUCAGGCACGGUGGAGGCAAGCCGACUGCUGGCAGGUAAAGGUGUCGAUCAAGUCAACAUCUCGAAGCUGAUUCACUUCCUCACUGUCAGUAAGCUGGCGCGGAAGGUAGAAGGCUACGCAUCGCAUCUCACCAUAAAGCAGGAUAGUGCCGACAACAAGUCCCCUGUGGAGAACACCGCGGAUACGCCUGCCCUUACACAUGUUCAAGCCUUUCUCGCUACACUUGUCAACCCAUCAUCUGACGGUCGGUUCUCCUGGUCCAUCGAAACCGGCAGGCGCGAGCUGCAGUAUAUGCUCUUAGAUCCUGCCGAACACUUUCGAGGCAUCGUCGACGAGACACGAGCGGUCAUUCUCGCCGGAGGUACCAUGUCACCAAUGGAUGACUACCAAGAACGACUGUUUCCAUACUUACCUUCCCUCACGACAUUCUCUUGCGGCCACCUAAUUCCACCAAGCAAUCUUCUUGUUCGUACCAUUGCCACCGAUGCGAAGGGUACGAUUGAGCUAAGCUACAAAUCACGGAACGAUGCGACUGCCGUACGUAUCGGCGACGCAUUGCUGAAAGUGGCUACGUACGUCCAGGGCGGACUCGUGGUCUUCUUACCCAGCUACGGCUUCCUACAACAACUCUAUGAUUGCUGGCACGCGCACUCGAUGAUUGCCAGGUUGGAGCAGAUAAAAGCAGUAUUCUGGGACAGCCGAACAAUGUCUGCAGAGGCUGUUUUCAAGGCGUACACUGAAGCCAUAUAUACUAGCGCAAAGGGCGCAAUCCUGCUAUCUGUCCUAGGCGGAAAGCUGUCGGAGGGCAUCAACUUCUCCGACGACCUUGGAAGAUGCGUCGUAGUUGUCGGCCUACCGUUUCCGAACCUUGAAACGCCGGAGUGGAAGGCCAGGAUGCAGUAUCUCGAUGAGAAAGCCGUCGGAAGAGGUGAGCUGAAGGGCAAAGCAAGCAGAGAGCAUGCUGAGAAUGUGUGCAUGAGGGCAGUCAAUCAGGCAGUAGGCCGCGUCAUUCGACACAAGGAUGAUUGGGCAAGUAUCGUGCUUAUGGACAGUCGCUACCUACAGUCUCGCAUCCGGCAGAAGUUGCCGGGAUGGAUCAAAGAUUGCUUUCCGGCGGACAGCGCCUCUAAGGUUGAUGGUGUGGUGGGUGACGUUGCAGCGUUCUUCGGACACAGAACGGAAGCGUAACACUGUAGAGCACACAAUGAUGUUCACGGGAAAUACAAGGUAUGGACUAUAUUGCAGGUUCAGUCAUAUCCGGCCGGUGCUAUCUCCGUACUUUGCAGCCUUAGCGGCAGACGUCCCCGCACAAUCACCGGCCCUUGCAGACGGUGACGAUACCUCACCUAAGAUGAUCGUCAAGCUUUUUGAGCCUUUCCCGUCGGCUUUGGACCCGAAGCAGC